AUGACCGCAUCGGCGCAAAAUUUGGUGGGGUUAAAGGCGGCCUAUGACGCCAGUCGUAAGGCGUAUUACGCUGCACAUAAGGCACAAACUUCUGGAUUCUCCACCACUUCAGAUGUGCUUCGAAUUGAAAAGACCACUUCUGAUGUGCGCCAAGAAGUGAUUCGGACCUAUUUUGAGAUCUUGUCGAAUCGUUUGCGGUUGUUGUAUUUGGAUAAUCUCUUGUCUGUUGAAACACUUGCCAAUACAGACAAUCUUAUUCGUUCUGCGGAGAGAUUGAUGAAAGAAUUGGCAAAAGUAAAUGCUCAACAAGUCCGGGGUGGCGCAUUGAAUAUGGCCGCCUUGGGCAAGUUUAUGACGCUGCAAGCUACUGCCCUUCGCACAUUAGAGUCUGCAAUGGGCAAAGACUCAGCGAGCACAGGUGGCACUGGCGACAAAAAGGCGGGCGGUAGCGGCGGUUCAGGUGACAAAAAAGCAUCUGGUGGUGCUGGUGGAUCUGGCGAUAAAAAAUCAGGGAAUCUUGUCUACAUUCCGCCAAGUGCUUACACGGCCCCAGAACUGGGUUUGCAAGCUCAAAAUGCAGAAACGGCUAUGUAUUAUAAGGUGUAUGCAGAAGUUGAUGAUAUCAAGAGGUUUAACAAUGGGAAAAUUUUCUCCCGAGAAGGCAAGUUGAUUAAUUUUAAGCCUGGUAUGACCCUUGAGGCGGAUAUCAAGAUGGAAAACAAAUCCUUGCUCGAAUGGUUGUUUCCCCCAAUUUACCACAUGAAAGAACGUUUGUUUGGCGAUGGUCGCAAAAAAGAAGAUAAAGUGAUCGCUCAAGCUAAACCCGCUGGCAAGCCUUCCUGGUUUGAGCGGACGUUCCCCAAUUUAAAUAAUUUCUUUUUUGGCGGCGACCAUUAUACGGGCGAAACAGCACAAGAUUGGAGCUGUCAUAAGGACCCAUACCAAAUCAAUAGUGUCUCGGACUCUAACCAAGCAAGCGGAUCUAUCGUCAAUAGCGUGCCAAUCACCACGGCGACAACAACCCCAGAAGGGGAUGCCCCCGCUGCGAGCAGCCCGCUAGAAACAAGUUCAGCCCCCGCCACAACCUCUGCUACUACGCCAGAUGUGCCUGCUACACCAGAUGUGCCUGCUACGCCGCAACCUGAUUCUAAAACGCAAAGCACUACUACUCCUCCACCAGCCAAUGAUGCAGCUACAUCAGGAGGGGCGGCAGCUACGGAUGCAAAUACCGAUAAGUCGACGCAACCUGUUAAUGAGAAAGCAAAAGCCAAUGACAAUAAGGCCGCACCAGCAUCGGAACUCUCGGUGGGGGACCCUGUCACCCAUGAAACCUAUGGUGUGGGCCGUUACCAAGGACUCAUCCAUCUGGAUUUAGGUACGGGUGAUGAAGAGUUUGUACACCUGACCUAUGCUGAUGGUGGCACGCUCUAUGUUCCUGCUCAACGCAGUGGGAAAAGGCGAAAGCAAAAGCUGCCAAACAAAUUCGGGAUACGGCUGCCGAACUCUUAA
Messenger RNA from Darwinula stevensoni, 1509 nucleotides. The record is from the annotation of a GenBank genome assembly. NCBI's taxonomy places the organism in Eukaryota, Metazoa, Arthropoda, Ostracoda, Podocopida, Darwinulidae.